AAAAAGGAAACCUCUCCUUCUCUCACUAGCACUAUAUAUACCACCACAGGCACAGGCACAGGCACAGACACAGACACAGACACUCGUCUUUCACAAUCAAAACAAAGAAACCGAUCACCAUCAUCAUCCGAUAUAGCCAUGUCGAGCACUGCCGGUCAGGUUAUUAAGUGCAAAGCCGCGGUAGCAUGGGAGGCUGCGAAGCCAUUGGUGAUUGAAGAAGUGGAGGUGGCACCACCUCAGAAAGAUGAAGUCCGCGUGAAGAUCCUAUUCACCUCCCUUUGCCACAGUGAUGUUUACUUCUGGGAAGCCAAGGGGCAGAAACCAUUGUUUCCUCGCAUAUUUGGUCAUGAAGCUGGAGGAAUUGUGGAGAGCGUAGGCCAGGGCGUAACUGAUCUCAAACCAGGAGACCAUGUUCUCCCUAUCUUCACUGGGGAGUGCAAGGAGUGUCGCCACUGUAAAUCGGAGGAGAGCAACGUGUGUGACCUCCUCAGGGUUAAUACUGACAGGGGUGUUAUGCUUAAUGAUGGCAAGUCGAGAUUCUCCAAAAAUGGAAAGCCCAUUUACAACUUUAUUGGCACCUCCACAUUUAGUGAAUACACUGUUGUCCAUGUCGGCUGCCUCGCUAAGAUCAACCCUGCAGCCCCAUUAGACAUUGUUUGUGUUCUCAGUUGCGGAAUAUCCACAGGUCUUGGUGCCACUUUGAAUGUUGCAAAACCCAAAAAGGGUCAAUCUGUAGCCGUCUUUGGAUUGGGUGCUGUUGGCCUUGCUGCUGCUGAAGGGGCAAGAAUUGCUGGGGCUUCUAGAAUAAUUGGUGUUGAUCUGAACCCUGCUCGUUUUGAGGAAGCCAAGAAGUUUGGUGUCAAUGAAUUUGUGAAUCCAAAAGAUCAUGACAAGCCUGUUCAAGAGGUGCUUGUUGAGAUGACCGACGGAGGACCGGAUCGGGCUCUUGAGUGUUCUGGAAACCUUCAGGCCAUGAUCGCAGCAUUUGAAUGCGUUCAUGAUGGUUGGGGUGUUGCAGUACUUGUUGGACUGCCAAGUAAAGAUGAUGCAUUCAAGACUCAUCCUAUGAACUUUUUGAGUGAGAGGACUCUGAAGGGAACCUUCUUUGGCAACUACAAGCCCCGCACUGAUAUUCCUGUCGUCGUGGAGAAGUACAUGAACAAGGAGCUGGAACUGGAGAAAUUUAUCACUCACUCAGUCCCUUUCUCGGAUAUCAACAAAGCCUUUGACCUCAUGCUUCAGGGGAAGUCUAUACGCUGCGUUAUCAAGAUGGGUGCAUGAUUGAAACGCGCGCUAGGGAGAUUGGGCUUUUCUCUCUGCUCUACUGAGAACUUUUAAUAAGAGAUUUGUACAAAUAAAAGAAAUUUCACAUAUUAUUAUUUGUAAAAUGUUAUGAAAUAAUAAGUUUUAAGAAA
Messenger RNA from Alnus glutinosa, 1415 nucleotides. RefSeq names its product alcohol dehydrogenase class-P-like. The record is from RefSeq and is a predicted model, not a curated record. Lineage: Eukaryota; Viridiplantae; Streptophyta; Magnoliopsida; Fagales; Betulaceae. Gene Ontology annotation, cellular component: cytosol. Bases 139 to 1281 code for a protein of 380 amino acids. Gene Ontology annotation, biological process: formaldehyde catabolic process. Gene Ontology annotation, molecular function: zinc ion binding; S-(hydroxymethyl)glutathione dehydrogenase [NAD(P)+] activity. The transcript has 10 exons.